Hevea brasiliensis (rubber tree) is the source of this 2261-nucleotide messenger RNA. RefSeq lists its product as uncharacterized. NCBI's taxonomy places the organism in Eukaryota, Viridiplantae, Streptophyta, Magnoliopsida, Malpighiales, Euphorbiaceae. The transcript has 3 exons. The record is from RefSeq and is a predicted model, not a curated record. Bases 1 to 366 code for a protein of 121 amino acids.
AUGGAGAAGCGCCACGGUGAACAAGGCAAAAGGAAGGCUCAAAUUGUCUCAGGUAGUGGAGGUGAUAUAGGGGGGCUGGUUGUGUGGGGUGGAGCUUUGGCUUUUGCAGGUUUGGCUGCAGCCUUUGCUUUACACAAAGGUAGAAGAAGAGGUGCAAAUGAGAUGAGCAGCCGCCGGCAGAAAGAAGACCAAACAAGUCAAGGGCUGCGCUGCGCAAGCAAUGGAUCAACAAAGAUGGUUGCAACCCCGAUUGAUUCUUCCGAGUUCGUCUCUACUGAAAGUUUGAUCUUGGAGAUCCAACACAAGGGUGAUUCCAAACAAAGCGGGAUUAGAGAAUUGUCAUCUCCAACCCCUCGUAUGAACUGAAGAAUAGGAUUGAGGAUGACUCGGGAGAGGAGUCACCCUUAUUGGAAAUAACUGAAGGUAUAAAAGAGAAGGAAGCGUUGGAUGCUGUAAAGAUGGGAGAGCAAACUUCAUCAGUGCAUUUUGUUGAAGAAAAAGAAGAAAAUGACGAUGAUGAUGAUCAGGAGGAGGCAGAAACCAAAGAAGAGUCCCCCCUUGUAGAAAUAAAUGAUGUUAAAAAAGAAGAACCAAUUGGUUCUGUGAAGAUAUAUGCAGAGAAAACUUCAUCAAUUCAUUCAGUCAAAGAAGCAGAGGAUGAUGACAAGGAAUACGGACAGGAGUUGGCCCCGGUGGAAAGAAUUGAAGUCUGGAGAAAGGUAGAAGCGUUUGACGAUGCUCCAAAGGCAAGUGAAGACAUGACUUCAAUAAUGCAUCCAGUUGAAAAAGAGGAAGAGGAAGAGGAAGAGCAUGGUGAUGAAGAAUACGCCAUAGAGAAAGGCAAAGAGAAUUCAGAAGCAACAGAAAGCUCUUCCACCGGAUCCAAUGAAGAGGAAAUUUGGCCAGUGGAAUUGGUGGAAGCAUUGUGUAACGGUUUGGCAAUUCCCCAUUCUUAUUCUUGGCAGUUGGCAAGUUCGUCACAAGCUAACUCUUGCCCUAUGGAACUAAUAAUUGUGAAUCAGUACAGGUACGUGCGACAAACCUAAAAAAUGCUUAAUAUUUGGGCAUAAGCAAGCUUACCAGAUAGGGGAAAGGUUGGCCUAGGGGCCCUGGCCAAGGGGGACCUAGGCGCCGCAUGCGGCUAGAACUACUGUCCCGUGACAAAGUGGUAUCAGAGUAGGCCCCAAAUGAUCCGAAUCACGCCAAGCGCCCCAAUGGGACUGGGGUAGGCAAGGUGUCGAUAGCGACAGGAGUGUUGCUGGAAUCCGGUUGGGGAGAGUGUAAAGCCUCAAUGGGACAGAGGUAGAUAAGGGUUUUUCAAUCCCACAUGGGAUAAGAAAGGGGUCGAUCUAAGGGACAAGUGCGGCCUACUAUGCAGCUUAUAUGUAUCUGGUGAGCAAUAUGAGGAAUCUUAGCAGGGCAUUUCAGAGGAUGUCUACGUGCGGAAGUGAGCGAGUGUUUUGGCAAAUUAGUGGCCAACAUGCUGCUUAAGUGUUUGCAUUGUGCGAGCGUGACUAAUGGUAUGUGGGCUCCUAUGUGUGAGGGAGUGUGACAAGUUGCGCGGGAAGCGACGUGAACGCACGAGGGCAUUUGCGGGAUUAGGAGGGGGAGAAUAUAACGAUUCGACAAUUCUCCACUCCUAUUCUUAGCAGUUGACAAGGUUAUCACGAGCUAACUCUUGCCUUAUGGAGUUAAUAAUUAUGAAUCCAUACAAGUAUGUGCGAUAAACCUCCAAAAUACUUAAUAUUUAGGCCUAAGCAAGCUUGCCAGAUAAGAGGAAGACUGGCCUAGAGGCCCUGGCCAAGGGGUACCUAGGCGUCGCAUGAGGCUAAAACUCCUGUCCCGUGACAAUUGUCACAGGAGCUCAACAACACCUCGAUAAACCUGCAAUUCUCUGUAGGGAAUACGGAGGAAGACCAAACCAACAAAACAGAAGAGUAUAUUCACUCUGAUAACAGCAAAAUUAAUAUCAUUAACAAUUGCAGAGAUAAUUAUCAAACUACUCAGACUUCAACAUUCUUGAAGAAAGAAGAAACCCUGGAGUUUACAGGGGCAAAUGAUCAACCAAGGCGCUUAACGAAAUGGAGAUAUUGGGUUUGGCAUAUGUUAGUGCACUGAUGGUGCUACUUUUAUUUACCCAUAGCAAGGCAAUAUUUUACUUUUUUCAAUUAUGAUUCCCUCCUUGUCCUAUGAGAAACAGAAAAACUGAAAUCAAUUUUAGUGAGUUGAGAAUACAAUAAAAUCAAGGCUCCGUUGCAUCA